Molecule: messenger RNA, 1470 nt
Organism: Leptosia nina
Lineage: Eukaryota; Metazoa; Arthropoda; Insecta; Lepidoptera; Pieridae
Source: the annotation of a GenBank genome assembly
AUGACGUCCGAUGAGAAACGUAGCCCAGAAGAACAACCCUUGCACGAAAAGAAAGAAGCCACAAACGAAUUGGCAAACAAGACUUUCUUCGAAAAAAUAUGCUACAUAAAGUCAAGUGUAACAGUGGAACCAAUAGUUGCUGGUCUUAUUAUACCAGCUAUGCUAUCCAGGCUUGCGAUACAAAACUUAAACUUGGAUAAAGUCUGCAGGGUCAAAGAGAGCUUUGGUGACGAAAUUUGUGAUGCUCUCUUGCAAAAGAAGGGCAAUUUAAGUAACUACGAAGCAGACAUUCAAAGAGUCAUCUCAUCUAUAGAAGCGUGGAAGAGUGUCAUACAGACAGCAUUACCAACUAUACUGGUUAUAUUCAUGGGUGCUUGGAGUGACCGGACUGGAAACAGGAAGCUUUGCAUCCUCCUACCACUCUUUGGAGAAUUUCUCGUCUGCAUAUCCAAUAUUCUGAGCACCUUUUUCUUCUACGAGAUCCCUGUGGAGGCUACGAUGUUUCUAGAAGCUUUCUUCCCGGCUGUAUCUGGCGGCUGGGUUAUGGUUUAUUUGGGUGUUUUCAGUUACAUAAGUGAUAUAACCACUAAAGAAUCCAGGACUUUCCGUGUGGGGUUGGUAAAUUUGUGUCUGACCGCUGGUAUACCAAUUGGAACUGCCCUGAGUGGAAUUUUGUUGAAUUUAUGGGGGUACUACGGAAUAUUCAUUAUUUCCGGAGGUGUUUACUUAAUAACAAUUAUUUAUGGAAUUUGCUAUUUGGAAUCGAAUACAAAGAAUGUGAAUGAGAAGGAAAAACCAUUCAAGUUGAUGGAUGUAUUUUCUUUGGUGAAAGAGACAGCUCAAGUUGCCUUUAAGAAAAGGGAUGGAAAUUUGAGGAAGAAAAUUAUCCUAACCUUGUCCGUAGUGGCCAUUGUAUACGGGCCAAAUCACGGCGAGAGAAUAAUCACCUACAUGUUUGUGAGAUAUCGGCUGAAAUGGGAUGCUUUAAAAUUCAGUUUCUACUCCACUUAUAGUGUCAUCACACAUUCUCUAGGAGCACUUUUCUCAAUCAGUGUCUUUAGCAAACGUUUGGGCUUCGAUGACAGUGUCUUAGCUUUGAUUUCCAUUGUCAGUAAAAUGAUCGGCUCCAUCUUCAUCGCGUUUGUGCAGACGGACUUUGAAAUGUUUAUGGUGCCCAUCGUAGAAAUACUCAAUGCAACAACAUUCACGUCGUUAAGGUCGAUGGCCUCUAAGUUGGUGCGCGACGAAGAAAUGGGAAAAAUGAAUUCCCUAUUCAGCUUGGUGGAGACUUUGGCGGCUUUGCUCUUUGAUCCGACCUACUCCAUACUCUAUGCUCGCACCCUGACUGUGUUUACAGGGGCUGUGUACAUAUAUAGUGCGAUUCUGACUAUACCAGCCAUUUCUAUGUUAUUGUGGCUGUUUGUUCGAAGGGAAAGCCGACGGAGGGAAGAAAAGGACAUCGAGAAUUGA